Erpetoichthys calabaricus (reedfish) is the source of this 874-nucleotide messenger RNA. It is a transcript of the gene cplx4c, whose product is annotated as complexin 4c. Gene Ontology annotation, molecular function: syntaxin binding. The transcript is spliced from 4 exons. Gene Ontology annotation, cellular component: terminal bouton; SNARE complex. The record is from RefSeq and is a predicted model, not a curated record. Bases 161 to 646 code for a protein of 161 amino acids. Gene Ontology annotation, biological process: neurotransmitter transport; synaptic vesicle exocytosis; regulation of neurotransmitter secretion. Lineage: Eukaryota; Metazoa; Chordata; Cladistia; Polypteriformes; Polypteridae.
AAAUCAAACAGUCCUGAUGUCCUCUUCAUUUGCUUUGUAGACUGGAGUGGGCAUUUACAAGCUGCCACCUAAUGACUUAUAGAAGACCAAAAGAAAAGUUUCCACUUCUUCUCUUUACUCCCCACCCCCACCCCCUCAAACUACUCAACCACAGACAAGAAUGUCAUUCCUACUGAAGACUUUGGUUGGGGGCCAAAUGAAGAACCUGAGUGGUGGAGGGAGUGAGGAAGAAAAGAAGGAGGAAGGAGAUGGGAAGGAGACGGCUGCAUCCAAAGGGAUGACUCGUGAGGAGUUUGAGGAAUAUCAGAGGCAGCUGGUGGAGGAAAAGAUUGAAAGAGACAAGGCAUUUGCACAGAAGAAGGCUGAGAGGGCCAGCUUACGGGUUCUCAUGAGAGGCAAAUAUCGGCUACCGCAGAGUGAGCAUGAUGAAGCACAGAUCCAGAUGGCUGGUGGGGAUGUUGAUCUCCCUGAAGACCUUGCGAAGAUGGUGGAGCAGGAUGAAGAGGAAGAAGAGGCCAGUGACAGCUUUUUUGGAAAGAUACAGAAUAUGGACCUGGACCUGGACUUAGAGGUCAUCAAGACUAAGGCUCAGACAACCAUAACUGAGAUGAAACAGGCUGCUGAGGAAAAAUGUGCCCUAAUGUAAUGGGUGUCUUAAGUGCACUAUUCUCAAAAAUAGAACUAUCCUAACAACUGGUCAUCUUUAUUAGGGCCAACAUGUGCUGUGCCUAUCCGAUGCAGAUAACAAAAGAAUUUUGGGGCCCUCUAUGGGACCUGCUCCUCAUUCUGUAUAUACACCUUUCUUUGUGCACAUGUUCACACAUGUGUGCCUGCAUGACUGAGAUGAGAUUUAAAAAUUAAAAAAUAGCAAGCU